Knipowitschia caucasica is the source of this 876-nucleotide messenger RNA. The record is from the annotation of a GenBank genome assembly. Lineage: Eukaryota; Metazoa; Chordata; Actinopteri; Gobiiformes; Gobiidae.
AUGCUGCAGACCCUUCCACAGAAAAGCCUGCAAUCACAAGAAGACACAAGAGGCGACUGGAAGCAACUGAGCCCCCCCCCCACAAAUGAAACUUUAACAUCCAGCCACUUAAGAUCGUCAAGGGAAGACUGGCUCUUUGGUCCCAAACCGGUGGGGGAUGAUUUAGAAGGAGGGACCAUAGAAGAGGAGCGCCAGAUGAGUGUCUGCAGUACGAUGACCAACAGCUCAGUGUGGAUGGGGCUGGGAAACACUGGAGCGCUGCCUGGUUUUCACUAUGAAGACGGUGGUCAACAGCCUCCACCCGCUCCUGGUCUGCCCCUCAAAAGCGCCAUUGCCCCGCACCCUCCAGUCAAACGGUUUUCCAUUAAUAUCAAAGAAGAUUCAUCGCCGGCUUCUGUGACUAGAGAAGUUUUGAGUAUGGAAGACCCACUCGUCGCUCCGGUGAACAACUUGAGGGUUCAUUUCAAAGAAGAGGAUGGAUCAGUGCUGUUUGAGAGCUACGUCCCUCCGUCUAGAGACGCCGUGCACAUGCCCACCUACGUCCUGUACCUGAUCAUCGCCAUGUUUACGGUUCUGUCCGUGCUCUACGCCAUCAUCGGACACCUCAUCAAAGACCUCCUCCACGACUGUGCGGAUUGGUUGUUUGGGGCUCAACCAGAGGAGGUGGAGGUCAACUACUGUGAAGCCAAAGAUAAGUUUAUAGCAGACUGGACUCCGGAAACAUCACCUGAGCUGGAGGCCAUGGCCAGAGCCGAGGAGAAGAAUUCAUUUGACAAAGAUUUUCUCAGAGCUCCGGCCGUCUGGAUUAUCUCAGAAGUGGUGGACGCUCGCUCCAACAGAGGUCCCGCUCGAGUAGUGUUUGGAAAGAAGACGUAG